GGCCCCAGGGGGCUCCAGGGGCGGUGCGUGGGGCCGGGCCGGGGCGGUGCUGCCCCGCCGGGGCCAGGAGCAGGGGAGCCCAGGGCAGCUUCAGCCAUGGCAGAGGGGUCGGAGAAGGUGCCCAUCGCCCGAGCGGGGCCCGAGGACGUGGAGCAGUGCCUGCCGCCCGCGUACACGGCAGCAGUGCCCCCUCCAGGGCCAGGGCGGCUGCUGAAGGCAGGGGCUGCGGUGCUCAUCGCUGGGGCCCUCCUGCUCCUGGCCGGGGCCAUCGGCGCCUUCUACUUCUGGAAAGCCACCGAGCGGCAGGUGUACAAUGUUCACUAUACCAUGAGCAUUAAUGGAAAAGUACAAGAUGGAUCAAUGGAAAUAGAUGCUGGAAACAACUUGGAGACAUUCAAAACAGGAAGCGGGAGUGAGGAGGCUGUUGAAGUCCAUGAUUUUCAGAUUGGCAUAACCGGCAUCCGCUUCGCUGAAGGAGAGAAGUGUUACAUCAAAGCCCAGCCGAAAGCUCACGUCCCUGAGGUGGAUGCUAUGACCAAGGCGAGCCUCUCCUCUGACCUGGAAGAUGAAAUCAUGCCUGUUAGAUUUGACGAAAACUCCCUUAUCUGGGUGGCUGCAGAUGAACCUAUCAAGCAUAACGGCUUCCUAAGCCCCAAGAUUUUAGAGCUGUGUGGGGAUCUUCCAAUUUUCUGGCUUCGACCUACAUAUCCCAAAGAUAAGCAACGGGAAAGGAGAGAAAUGAAGAGAAACAAACGCCAGUCAGAACCAACCUUUAAUACAGAAGACUUGGAAGCUGCUACUGAAGAGGUCAACACCAGGCCACCCACCACCCAGCUGACUCGAGAGCUCAAUCAGCAGUCUAAUGAAACCAGGCCAGUUGGACAAGAAACCGAUGUCGGACAAGAGAGCGACCAAACGCUUAAUCCAGACAACCCGUACAAUCAACUGGAAGGUGAAGGGAUGGCUUUUGACCCCAUGCUGGAUCACCUCGGCGUGUGCUGCAUCGAAUGCAGACGGAGUUACACGCAGUGCCAGAGGAUCUGCGAGCCUCUCCUGGGCUACUACCCGUGGCCCUACAACUACCAAGGCUGUCGUACCGCCUGCCGAAUCAUCAUGCCCUGCAGCUGGUGGGUCGCUCGCAUCAUGGGUGUUGUGUGAGAAAAAGCUUUCAGUUCCUUGUCAAAAUAAGCAGAAACAUUACAACAAUAAACUGAUAAAAGACUAUGACCAAAGGGGCAUCACCAAUCCUGGCUUUUAUAUCAAAGUGUGUGUUAUUGUACCAAAAGUGAGGUCAGUUAUUCAGUGUAAAUAAAAUCUUAAAUUAAUAGUCCAUUAGCUUUGCCAAUGGCAAGCGUAUACUAGCAUUUACUGAAUUCAAAAACUAAGUAUUGUCUGUUUUGGGACACCUAACUUUGCUCACAAACUGGUUUAGCAGUCUAGAAGCUUGCUCAUAAAUCCAAAUUCAGCCUUUCGUAACAAAACCCUCUGAGCUAGAUGUGAAAAUUUAUGUCCAAUUAGGCAACUGGCUAAACUUGUACACUCGGGAGUACCUUUCAUCCAUGUAGCUUAGUUAAAUAAAUCACAAGUUAAGUUGCUCCCUGUUGCUAUUCAUACAGAGCUGCCAGGUCAUUAUGAAUGGUUAUAAACCAAUUACAGCAUACCUUUCCCACAAAGCUGCUCCAGGGGACGCGGGAAAGCGCACAUUGUGUUAGAUCGGAAACAAACGGCAGGAAAAGGGGCCGCGGAACUGAAUGUGCGUGGCCGCAGAAUCAAAACCCCCCGCAUAUCCCGACAUCAAAGCCGCCCUGGCAGCAAGAAUCUUGUAUCCACGAUACCACGGCGGUGUCUAACAACUAUCUGCUCUCCAGCUACUAUAGCGCAAGUAUUUACACGCAGUUGCAGGCCAAAGAGUCUCAAGACCCUUCAGAGCCUACAACAGGCCCUGUAUUUAUAAAUCCUUGAACUAGACACUUCUGACACAAGAUUACAACCCCUUUUAUUCCACUUAGAUAACAGCCAUUCAUGCCAGCUCUGCUGAAGCUAACCUCUGUUCCCCACAAGAGAAACUGCGUACCAGUAAUCAAGAAAGAAAAAAAAGCUUUCUAACUUCACCCUUAUUGCUCAGGCAAACCCUGUAAUUAUUGGAAUUGAUCCUAUUAUAUAUUAAAUCUUUAAGGACGGUACUAAGCUGAAACACUCGUGAAGACGGUACGACUUAGGAUUCCCAGUCUUUGAAAACAGAAAUAGAGGUAUUAUACUGCUUUCAUCUCUAUUACAGGUCUUGAACUCUACCACUGAGUUUACGGAGCCAUCUACAUGGGCUUCACAAACAGAACGGUCCCAUUUUCUUUAUAUUUGCCUUCUGGAGCAUUCAUUUUUUGACUAAACAGCUCUCGAAAUGUUGCAAGCCUAGUAAUGUUAUUAACACUGCAUGACACAGAAAAGAGGAAUUAAUUUGACAUAAUCGUGGCUUAAAGAAAAUAAAGACAACCUCAUGCAGAAUGCUAAACAGCGUAUCUAAAAAGCAAAGUGUUAAAUGAGAAAAGAUGAGAAUAGAAUUCAGUAUUUUGUUCUAUUGUAACUUCUUUUUUUCAUAUAAGCUUCACCUUAAUCUCAAGAAAAGACUUGCUUUGAAAUAUUUAAAUUUUAAAAACUUCUUAGAGUGGGAUUUCAAGGCCUGUUAAAUUUGUUUUUUUGCUUUUUAAAAUGAAAAUGACCUUGAUCAUUAUGUUUUUUAGAAGUACAUCAUUCAGUAUGCUUAGAUUUUUUUUUUUACUGCAAAUUAAACCGAUACAUUAAAAACAGCAAUUGCUUUCUGUGCUCUUUUGAAUGUAGAAAGUGUAGCAGUACCGUCGAGUACACGUUCAAGAACUGUCUGGAGAGAAAAAGCAAGGUGAAAACACUUAAAAAGAGAAGGAAAUGUUUAUACAUAUGUGAACUAGACUGUCACUGUAUUUUGCACAUUAGGCCAUCUUGAGGCAAAUCAUGACUCGUUUCUCCCUGUGCCCCCAGUUUGAAAAGUCUUUUUCUGCAGACAGGGAAAAAAACCACAAUAUUGUAGGUGAUUUUCAUGUCUAUACAGGCUUAACAAAAAUAAUUCUUCCUAAACAGAAGGCUCCUAUCGGUUAUUUUCUUAGGCAGACACAAAGCAAGUAAAAAGGAAGAAAAGCAUCUUUCUCAUGGAUGCUUUAAACACUGGUACAUACGUCUUCAACUCUUCUGUAUGCAAGAACACCAAGAAAGCUCCAGUAGCCACAGGAGAAGCAGACAGACUAGUAACACAGCUUGUGACUGGUAAAAUUGCCAGAACUACAAUACCAAGUACAUAUUACAUAGACUGUGUAUCUUACCCAUUUCCAAACACAAAGAAGUCCUCUCCCCAACUCACGCUUCAAGUAAGCAAACAUAUUUACCUAUGUAGCAUAUUGAAAGAAAAGAAUUAAUGGUCUUGCUACAGCAAGAUUGAAAAAAAAAAGUCUUAUUUAAGCACAGCU
Messenger RNA from Cygnus olor (mute swan), 3494 nucleotides. It is a transcript of the gene CNMD, whose product is annotated as chondromodulin. Gene Ontology annotation, biological process: negative regulation of endothelial cell proliferation; negative regulation of angiogenesis. The transcript is spliced from 7 exons. Lineage: Eukaryota; Metazoa; Chordata; Aves; Anseriformes; Anatidae. Bases 97 to 1158 code for a protein of 353 amino acids. The record is from RefSeq and is a predicted model, not a curated record.